Molecule: messenger RNA, 1947 nt
Organism: Candidula unifasciata
Lineage: Eukaryota; Metazoa; Mollusca; Gastropoda; Stylommatophora; Geomitridae
Source: the annotation of a GenBank genome assembly
GAGGUACAGGCAGAAGGCAAUGAAGAAUCUGCAAAUGAUGGGGGAGAUGCAGAACAGACAGAAACAAAUGGGAAUGCCGAAGAAGAACCUGCAGUUGUUCUUGGUGAUGAGUUCCGCACGAUAGAUGAAGCUACUCAGGAUGACACUGAAGGAAACACAGAUAGAAAGAGGAGAAGAUCCCGCUCUCUAGACAGGCAUGGUAAGAAGAUUGCCAGGAAGAUUGAAAUGGAUGAUACAGCUUGGGAAACACUCACCAUUUUUAACUUGGAUAGAUAUGAGUCAGACUUGAAUCUCCGUUUCAAUGAGCGUGGAAUCAAAGCCUACCCUUUAACAGUUGACGGGUUUGCUUACAUGUGGUCUGGCGUACGUGCAACAUAUGGUGUCAAAUCAGGCAAAGUUGCUUAUGAAGCAAAGGUUCUCGAAAACCUGAAUGUUAAACACUUGCCGAAAGAUGAACCUAACCCUCAUGUUUUCAGGGUUGGCUGGUCUGUCAAUUCAACAUCACUGAAUCUAGGUGAAGAACCGUUAUCAUUUGGCUAUGGAGGCUCAGGAAAGGCUGCAACAGAUAACAACUUUGUUGAUUAUGGGCAGACUUUUACUCAAGGAGAUGUCAUCACAGCCUACUUGGACCUUGACAGUGACCCAGUUGUCAUCUCAUAUGCAAAGAAUGGAGAAUAUCUCGGCAAAUGUUUUGAAAUUGAGAAAGAAAAACUGGGUGACCAGGCUUUGUUUCCUCAUUUGAUGACAAAGAACACAGAAUUUGAGGUCAACUUUGGUGGAAGGGAAGGACCAUACUUUCCACUCAAGGAAGGCUACACGUUCCUGGAACAGGUACCCGCAGAGGAACGUGUACGUGGACAUCUUCCUCCUGCAUCUAAAGAGGCUUGUGAGGUUAUUAUGAUGGUGGGCUUGCCAGGUGCAGGAAAAACAUACUGGGUGGAAAGAUAUGCUGCUACAAAGCCUGAAAAACAUUACAAUGUGCUUGGCAGCAGCAAUGUGAUUAAUAAAAUGAAGGUGUUGGGCCAGCCUAGAAAGCAACACUUCACUGGUCGUUGGCGGGACUUGCUUGACAUGGCUGCUAAAUGCCUCAACAGGAUGAUUGAGAUAGCAUCUCACAAGAAACGCAACUAUAUCAUUGACCAGACAAAUGUGAAUGCAUCAGCCCGGAGACGCAAAAUGCAGCCAUUUGAAGGAUUUCAUCGAAGGGCUGUAGUGGUCUUGCCUUCAGAUGAAGUGUUCACAAAACGAGUGAAGGAAAGAACGGAGGAUGAAGGAAAGGAUAUUCCAGAAAGUGCAGUUAACGAAAUGAAAGCAAACUACACUUUGCCAGAGAAGGGUGGAUGUUAUGAAUCAGUUGAAUAUACGGAGCCAGAUGUGAGCAAAGAGGAACGUGAGAAGCUCAUUGAGAAGUAUAGAAAGGAAGGUCUUGAUGCUCUUCCCCCACGUGAGAAGCGGUUCAGGAGAGAAAGUCGAGACUUUGACUACAGGGGCCGAGGCAGAGGUCGAAGCACUUACCGUGGUAGCUUCCCCCGUGGACGUCGCAGUGGAUUUAGAAGCAGGAGUAGAGGCAGAGGAAGAAGCAGCAGAAGUCGCAGCAGAGGAUAUAGUUCUUACCGUCCACCUUACAGUGAACGCAGAGGCAGAGGAGGAUACAGAGGUGGUUACAGAGAAGACCGCUUCAGAGAUGAUAGACGGGACAGUUACAGCGGAUACAGCAGUUACAAGCCUAGAGGACGUGGUGGAAGCAGCUGGGGUCCUGUCAGUGACUGGGGCAAUGAUAGCUGGAGUGCCCCUCGUUCAUACCGCGAACCUAGAUGGGCCAGCUAUGAAGAUGACUAUCAGCAAGGCUGGGAUGACUAUGAGCAAGGAGGAGGUUACGACGAAUCAUGGGAUGGUUAUGAAGAUGAUGGUUACGAACAAGGCUGGGACGGUUAUGGUUACAAAUAA